UUUCCUCUGAGCUGCACUUGCAAAGCAAUUACAACAAUGUCUGAGCAAAUGGAAAUUGCAUGGAAACUGCUUGAUCUUCAUGAUUCCAUCUCGCUUUCCAAAUCUGAAAGACAAGUCAGAAGAACAGGGGGGCUGAAGCAAUGGCAGCUGGAGAGAUGUCCACACUUAAGCUCAUCAGUGACUCACUCUCUGGAAAACAAAAAGAUCUUACUGUACGAAGCCGCCUGGAAAGGGGACGCAGAUCAAGUCAAUACCUUACUCAACUUUGGGAUAUCUGUAAACUGCCAAGAUUACAGAGGAUGGUCUCCAAUGCACAUAGCUGCAUGUUGUGGACAUCUAGCCCUAGCAAAAUAUCUAUUACAAAAAGGCGCUUCUGCUAAUGUCAGGGAUUCUUGGAAUUAUACUCCACUUCAUCGUGCUGCAUGGAAUGGACACGCAGAAUUAGCUGAACAUCUAUUAGAGUGUGGCGCAUCUCCUGAUUUGUUGUCAUCUUCUGGGGAGACACCAAUGCAUCUAGCUGCAGGAAAUGGCCACCUUCCUUGUAUUAAAACGCUACUAAAAUACAAGUCUUCGCUCAGCAUCAGAGACAACAACAAAUGGACUCCACUGCAUUGGUGCUCUGUUAAUGACCACAUGGAUGUGUUGGAUUAUCUAAUGUCCCUUGGCAUUUCUUUAGAAAAAGACACCAACACAGGCAUGACAAUGCUUCAUUUGGCUGUACUGGCUGGAAAUAUACAAGUCACCAACUAUAUAUUAAAGAAUAAGGUGGACGUCAAUGUUAAGGACACCCGGGGGACAACUGCUCUACAUUUGGCAGCAGAAAAUGGUUAUAAUGAGAUGGUGGAGUUCCUGCUGAGAAAAGGUGCUUCUGUGCAUACACAGGAUGACAACCAGCUCACUCCAUUACACCGCACUGCCGGGCGAGGUCAUGCUCUUAUGGUAAAACUAUUACUGCAAAAAGGAGCUGAUGUUAACUGCAAUGACUCAGUAAACCUAACAGCUUUACACCAUGCUGCCUAUAGGGGGCACAGUGGGGUAUGUUCCAGGUUACUUCAGCAUGGAGCAGACAUACAUGCCAGGGACUGGCUUGGAAAAACAGCGCUUCACCUGGCAGUAGAAAGAGGGCACGCUCAUGUGGUGAAAACUCUGAAGGAGUGCGGUGCUGAUCCUUGUAUUAAAACCAAGUGGAAUGAAUCUGCUACAGACAUGGCGGUACAAGGCAGCUACAAGGAUAUUCUUAAGAUUUUAAACAUGGGCGGAAUGAAUUUAUGCUAAAAACAACUGUAAUAUCAAAGAUCAUAGAGUCCAUUCAAUAUAUUUUAUGUGUGUAUGUUAAUAAUAUGCUUUUAAUAUUUGGUAGAUUCAUUUAAUG
Molecule: messenger RNA, 1372 nt
Organism: Bufo bufo (common toad)
Lineage: Eukaryota; Metazoa; Chordata; Amphibia; Anura; Bufonidae
Product: ankyrin repeat domain-containing protein 65-like
Exons: 3
Coding region: 37-1275 (412 amino acids)
Molecular function (GO): protein binding
Source: RefSeq, a predicted model, not a curated record